AUGGCUUCCCUUCAUUAUCCUCCACGCCCAUCUGGGCUAGAGAUUGAAACGACGAGGAUAGAUGAAGAAGAAGCAUCAAGCGGUCCGAAGAAGAAGAAGAAGAGUGAUGACGUUAUUGAUGGGGGAGAAGAGAAGGGGAUAUGGCUGACGUGGAAGGAUGUGUGGGUGAGGGCUUCUUCAAGUGGGAGGAAGAAGAAUAAGAAGAAGAAGAAGAAGAAAGGGAUUAAUGGAAGCAGAACAAUACUGGAAGGUCUCACUGGUUAUGUCAAACCCGGUCAGCUUUUGGCCAUCAUGGGUCCUUCUGGCUGUGGCAAGUCCACUCUUCUGGAUACUUUAGCAGGGAGAUUAGGUCCAAAAACAAGGCAGGCAGGGGAGAUUCUUAUUAACGGCCACAAACAAGUACUCGCCUAUGGGACCUCGGCAUAUGUGACACAAGAUGACGCUUUGCUCACAACCCUAACAGUUGGAGAAGCAGUGUACUAUUCAGCUCAGCUUCAAUUACCAGACACAAUGUCAAAGGAAGAGAAAAAGGAGAGAGCCGAGUUCACAAUAAGAGAAAUGGGUCUUCAAGACGCCAUUAACACCAGAAUUGGAGGUUGGGGUUGUAAGGGAAUCAGUGGAGGCCAAAAGAGGAGAGUGAGUAUUUGUAUAGAGAUCCUGACACGUCCAAGACUUCUGUUUCUUGAUGAACCAACCAGUGGACUUGACAGUGCAGCCUCGUACUAUGUCAUGAGCAGAAUCGCCAGCCUUGAUCGAAAGGAUGGGAUUCAGAGGACCAUUAUUGCGUCUAUUCAUCAACCUAGUACUGAAGUCUUUCAGCUUUUUGAUAAUCUGUGUCUUCUUUCUUCCGGAAGAACUGUGUUCUUUGGUCCUAUUUCUGCAGCAAGUGAGUUCUUUGCUUCAAAUGGAUUUCCUUGUCCUGCUGUCCAGAAUCCGUCCGAUCAUUUCUUGAAAACUAUAAACAAGGAUUUUGAUGAUCAGGACAUUGAAUUGGGCUUCCCUGAUCCUGAAAGGAAACCUACAGAAGAAGCAAUAGAAAUGCUUGUGAAAUCAUACAAGUCUUCUAAUUUCAACCAACAAGUUCAAGCAGAAGUAGCAGCAUUAUCUGCACAGGAAAGUGGAAUGGUGGUGGAGAAGAAGAAAAGAACGCAUGCAAGCUUCCCUACUCAGUGCAUUGUUCUUACAAAGAGAUCAUUCUUGAACAUGCGUCGUGAUUUAGGCUAUUACUGGUUACGCCUUAUCAUAUACAUCGCUGUGGCGCUAGGUUUGGCCACCGUCUUCUACGAUUUGGGCAUGAGCACCGUGUCUAUUCAAGAUAGAGGUGGACUGCUUGCCUUUGUGUCCUCCUUCAUAACUUUCAUGACCAUUGGUGGCUUCCCUUCCUUUGUGGAAGAGAUGAAGGUAUUUGGAAGGGAAAGGCUAAAUGGGCACUAUGGAGUGAUAGCGUAUGUGAUAGGGAACACCUUAUCUUCGAUCCCAUAUCUAUUACUCGUCACUGUCAUUCCGGGAGCCAUAGCCUAUUACCUCCCAGGCCUUCAAAAUUCUGCUGAACACUUUAUCUUCUUCUGCUGUGUCCUAUUUUCAUGUCUGAUGUUAGUUGAAAGCCUGAUGAUGAUAGUGGCUAGCAUCGUCCCUAACUUCCUCAUGGGAAUUAUAACCGGUGCUGGUCUUCAAGGCAUCAUGAUCCUCGCAGGAGGCUUCUUCAGAUUGCCUAAUGACCUUCCCAGAAUCUUUUGGAAGUAUCCUCUCUAUUACAUAGCCUUCCAUAGAUACGCCUACCAAGGACUGUUCAAGAACGAGUUUGAAGGACUGAGAUUUGGUAAUUUAAGUGGGGAAGAGAUUCUGAGAAACAAAUGGGAAGUUAACAUGAGCUAUUCUAAGUGGGUUGAUCUUGCCAUUCUUCUGGGGAUGAUCAUUGUGUAUAGAAUUCUAUUCUUGGUGAUCAUAAAGGGCACUGAGAAGAUGAAGCCUUUAGUUGCUUCUUUGCUUAGCAUUCAAGUCAUAGCGAAUCCAAAAUGCUACUCCUUUAGGCGUGAAUGGACUGCAUAA
Molecule: messenger RNA, 2049 nt
Organism: Neltuma alba
Lineage: Eukaryota; Viridiplantae; Streptophyta; Magnoliopsida; Fabales; Fabaceae
Product: ABC transporter G family member 11-like
Exons: 8
Coding region: 1-2049 (682 amino acids)
Cellular component (GO): membrane
Molecular function (GO): ATP hydrolysis activity; ABC-type transporter activity; ATP binding
Source: RefSeq, a predicted model, not a curated record